This is a messenger RNA of Nothoprocta perdicaria, 4633 nucleotides long. It is a transcript of the gene DAAM2, whose product is annotated as dishevelled associated activator of morphogenesis 2. Gene Ontology annotation, biological process: regulation of non-canonical Wnt signaling pathway; actin cytoskeleton organization; negative regulation of oligodendrocyte differentiation. The coding region runs from base 225 to 3479 and encodes 1084 amino acids. Gene Ontology annotation, molecular function: small GTPase binding; actin binding. The transcript has 27 exons. NCBI's taxonomy places the organism in Eukaryota, Metazoa, Chordata, Aves, Tinamiformes, Tinamidae. The record is from RefSeq and is a predicted model, not a curated record.
AGCAUUUCUCUGUGUGGAUUAUAGGACUGCAGACUGGGGGGGAACUGCGUAGAGACAUGGGCRCUACAGUGCCAUCGCUGCUGCCACAAGAGCUGUGGGUGAAGCGGGCUCUUCCUUCAUGGUGAGGAGCUGAACUUAACACAGAAGACCCCAACAGAGAGAGAAGAGUAAUUAGUAUCCACAAAGAUCAUCCAGAACAUGAUCAGAAGAUAGCAUCCUACACCAUGACCAUGGCUCCACGGAAGAGGAACCGUCAUGCGCUGGGGUUUCUUUGUUGUUUUGGGGGUAGUGACCUCCCCGAAAUCAAUCUCAAAGACAAUAACCCCCUCCAAUUCCUUGAGUUUUCGGUCCCAAUCCCACCAGCAGAGGAGCUCAAUGCCAGAUUCUCUGAACUUGUGGAUGAACUGGAUCUCACAGAUAAGAACAGAGAGGCUAUGUUUGCACUCCCUCCAGAGAAGAAAUGGCAGAUUUACUGCAGCAAAAAGAAGGAACAAGAGGAUCCUAAUAAGCUUGCUACCAGCUGGCCAGAUUACUACAUUGACCGCAUCAACUCCAUGGCAGCAAUGCAGACUCUGUAUGCUUUUGAUGAAGAAGAAACAGAAAUGAAAAAUAAAAUAGUUGAAGACUUGAAGACAGCUCUGCGGACUCAGCCCAUGAGGUUUGUGACCAGGUUUAUUGAGCUAGAUGGCCUGAGUUGUUUGCUGAAUUUCCUGAAGAGCAUGGACUAUGAGACCUCAGAGAGCCGUAUACACACAUCCGUUAUAGGGUGUAUCAAGGCACUGAUGAACAACUCCCAAGGACGGGCUCAUGUCCUAGCUCAUCCAGAGAGUAUCAACAUCAUCUCCCAGAGCUUACGAACUGAGAACAUCAAGACCAAGAUUGCUGUGCUGGAGAUCCUAGGGGCUGUCUGCUUGGUACCAGACGGCCACAAGAAGGUCUUGCAAGCAAUGCUUCACUACCAGGUCUAUGCUGCAGAAAGGACAAGAUUCCAGACUUUGUUGAAUGAGCUAGACCGAAGCAUGGGGCGUUAUCGAGAUGAAGUGAACCUCAAAACAGCCAUCAUGUCCUUUAUCAAUGCAGUUCUGAAUGCAGGUGCUGGUGAGGAUAAUUUGGAGUUCCGAUUACACCUACGAUAUGAGUUUCUAAUGCUGGGAAUUCAACCUGUCAUUGACAAGCUAAGAGGACACGAGAAUGCCACAUUGGACAGGCACUUAGAUUUCUUUGAGAUGGUCAGAAACGAAGAUGACCUGGAGCUUGCCAAGAGGUUUGAUCUGAUCCACAUUGAUACAAAAAGCGCCUCUCAGAUGUUUGAGCUGAUCAAGAAGAGAUUGAAGCAUACAGAUGCCUAUCCCUAUUUGUUAUCCAUCCUCCAGCACUGCUUGCAGAUGCCUUAUAAGAGGAAUGGAGGAAAUUUUCAGCAGUGGCAGCUGUUGGACCGAAUACUGCAACAAAUUGUUCUUCAGGAUGAGCGAGGAGAUGAUCCAGAUAUAGCCCCGCUGGAAAAUUUCAAUGUCAAAAAUAUAAUUAAAAUGCUGGUGAACGAAAAUGAAGUCAAGCAGUGGAGGGAUCAAGCAGAGAAAUUCCGGAAAGAUCAUGCCGAGCUAAUGAGCAGGCUAGAGAAGAAGGAACGGGAAUGUGAGACAAAGACCCAAGAGAAAGAUGAAAUGAUGAAGACGCUAAACAAAAUGAAGGACAAGCUACAGAAGGAAUCCUUGGAGCUGCGCCAGACGCGGGACCAGAUGAACGACUUGGUAGCCCAACUUAAUGAGUUCUCGCAAGGUGGCAGCAUUUCUUUCCCACCCCCACCGCCACCCCCUCCUGGUGGCCCAUUAGCUUUGUCCUCUUCUCUCAUGUCAGAGAAUUCGCCUCCACUGCCACCCCCUCUGCCUUUCUCCAGUUGUCCCCCUCCUCCUGCUCCACCACCUCCUCCAGGAGGACCUCCUCCCCCACCAGGAGCACCACCUUUCUUCAGCAUGGGGAUGGCUCCCCCUCCAACAAGCACCUUCAGCAGCAGUGGCACCAGCCUGAAGAAGAAGUCUAUCCCGCAGCCUUCACACCCCCUGAAAUCCUUCAACUGGGCUAAACUGAGUGAGGAGAGGAUCCAUGGCACAAUCUGGAAUGAGAUUGAUGAUUUAAAGGCAUUCAAAGUUCUGGAUCUAGAAGAUUUUGAAAAGAUGUUCUCAGCAUAUCAGAGACACCAGGACCUGCUAACUAACCCCUCCUCCUGCAARCAGAAAGAGAUGGGUUCAACAGAAGACCUUUACCUCUCCACACGAAAGGUGAAAGAGCUCUCUGUGAUUGAUGGCCGGAGGGCCCAGAAUUGUGUCAUUCUCCUUUCCAAGCUGAAGCUGUCUAAUGAAGAAAUCAGACAGGCCAUCUUGAAGAUGGAUGAACAAGAAGACCUGGCCAAAGACAUGCUUGAGCAGCUGCUGAAAUUUGUUCCUGAAAAGAGCGAUACUGACCUGUUGGAAGAGCAUAAGCACGAAAUUGAGCGCAUGGCCCGGGCGGAUCGUUUCCUCUUUGAAAUGAGCAGGAUCGACCACUAUCAGCAGCGGCUUCAAGCAUUAUUCUUUAAGAAGAAGUUUCCUGAGAGGCUGGCAGAAGCAAAGCCAAAAGUAGAAGCCAUCCUUCUGGCAUCCAAAGAACUUAUCCGCAGCAAGCGCCUGAAGCAACUCCUGGAGGUUGUUCUGGCCUUUGGCAAUUAUAUGAACAAGGGCCAAAGGGGAAGUGCGUAUGGCUUCAAAGUCUCGAGCCUGAACAAAAUUGCAGACACCAAAUCCAGCAUAGACAGGAACAUUACACUGCUACACUACUUAAUUAUGAUUUUUGAGAAGAAUUACCCAGAUAUCUUAGAUAUCCARUCUGAGUUGCAGCACCUUCCAGAAGCAGCAAAAGUCAACCUGGUAGAGCUGGAGAAGGAAGUUAACAAUAUAAAGACUGGAUUGAAAGCUGUUGAAGCUGAGCUGGAUUAUCAGAAGAGACGCAUGCGGGAAUCAGGAGACAGGUUUGUUCCUGUCAUGAGYGAUUUCAUCACUGUGGCAAGUUUCAGCUUCUCCGAAUUAGAAGACCUUCUGAACGAGGCUAGGGACAAGUAUUCCAAGGCAUUGAAGCAUUUUGGAGAGAGCGAGGGCAAGAUGCAGCCAGAUGAAUUUUUUGGUAUCUUCGACACUUUCUUACAGUCAUUUGCAGAGGCCAAGCAAGACCUGGAGAAUAUGAGGAAGAAGAAAGAAGAGGAGGAGCGCAGGGCACGCAUGGAGGCCAUGCUAAAAGAGCAGAGGGAAAAAGAGAGGCGGCAAAAGAAAGCACAAGCAGGAAGUAUCUCCGAGGAGAGUGGGGAGUUUGAUGACCUGGUAUCGGCAUUAAGGUCAGGUGAAGUCUUUGACAAAGACUUAUCCAAGCUCAAGCGCAACCGCAAACGUUCGGGCAACCAGGGCUUGGAGACAAGCCGGGAGCGGGUGGUGACAAAGCUAAAUUAUUAAUUAGAAGAGGAAGAAAAAUAAUCAACCAAAAGAAGAUGAUGAAAAAAAAAGUGCAAAACAAGGAAGAUGAAUGUGUGCAAUGGCGCCUGGCUGAUAGCUGCCUCAAAGGAGGAUUUCUUUGGCCUGCCUAUGAUCAGCUUUCUUCUCAUCCCUCCUCAGUGCUCCUAAUUUGAACCAUUAUAAAAGUGCCUCUAUGGAGCCAGCAGGGUUUGUGACUCGGCCAUUCAGAGCUAACAGACUUGCUUCUGGGAGUUUUCUGUGUCAUCAAAGGCCUUGUGGUGAUGACAGAAAGUACUUGGGCCUUGCAGACUGCCUUGCAGCUGGAGAAAGAUAAUUUUCUGUGUGCCAAAGUGAAAACUAACUAUGUUCUCCAUCUUGCUGAUAAAAAGGAAGAUAUUAAUUUCAGAGCAGCUCUGUAAAGACACCUGUUGCUUCUUCAAAAUCUACGCUGGCCUCAGGGGGAUUUGUCAAGAAGUGGUUCUUGGUGUUCCCAGUUCCCUUCCAGGACUGGAUUUUACAGCAACCCAUCAAUUAGAAUCUGAAAAAUGCUUUUGAUCUUCUGUGCUUUAUAAUAGUUUAAUGUGGCCUAUAUUGUCCACAGUGAUGGUCAGAAGGAAGAAAUCGGGAACAAAUUGGAAUUCAAGAAUCAUGAUCAACAUAACAUACUUUGCAAAAGUAUUUUGAAUUCUGCUUUUAUAGAAGCCAUUUUCUGGAAUUUAUUGAUGAUUGAGCCUCACAGCUAAGAAAUGAGUCUCCUAGGAAAGGAGCUCUGGCUUGUAGUUCAGAAAAGUGAGCCACAGCCUGUUUGGGGUUAGGAACAGAUGCCUGCGUAGCCUGUUGUCAUUGCUUGAGGGUGAGAGGGAAACAGCCAAACAUUUCUUACCUGUUUGGGCAACAUUUUUUACAUAGCCCAAUGGAAACUGAGAGUUCCCUGGCGUUAUUCACAGGUUACAAGCAGUGAAAAUCAAAUGGGAUCCUUGGAUACAAGAAAAGAUUUUUGUCCUUCUCCCAUUGCUCGCUGUGAUUGUUGUUGGGAUGGAGUUUCCAUCUAACUGGCUUUGCUGCACACACCCGGCUCCUACCCGGGAGAACCAUGUAACUCAGAAAGAUAUGAAUGGUGUCAAAGUAGAGCCUUGGAGCCCACACUCUUUUCC